Molecule: messenger RNA, 1206 nt
Organism: Globicephala melas (long-finned pilot whale)
Lineage: Eukaryota; Metazoa; Chordata; Mammalia; Artiodactyla; Delphinidae
Gene: THSD8
Product: thrombospondin type 1 domain containing 8
Source: RefSeq, a predicted model, not a curated record
CGUACCGGGCCCAGUUACUGAGUCAGAGCGGCGGAGGCAGCAGUACUGCCUCGCACCUUCUCCGGGACCAGGUUGGCACGGCCUUGAGACUUUGGGAGACCCGCCCCCCUGGACAGCUAGAGGGGCCGGGCAGCUGCCGGCCGGCCCCCAGUUAGCGUGUCGGCCUGAGCGCGGUCGCGCAAGCCCACCGCCCCAGGAGGAGAUGCCGCGAGCUGGGGGCGGGGAGCCUGGGGAUGCGGCCUGUACUCCAAGGCUCUGGCCUCGUUUUUCCCCGCAAGGACAAAGGCGGCCACUACGGCGGGCGGAAAACAAAGGCGGCCAGCGCUGAGGUCCGGAUAGGGCCCAAGCUGCUCCAAGGGGACUCCCCGCAGCUCGAUGCACUCCAGGUGUCCAUACCUGCGUGGGAAAGGGCGGGACGCACAGACUCGCAGACGCACAGACUCGCUUUCGUAGGGCGAAGUGUGCCCUGGGCCUUGGAGCCUUUUAUAUUAGGCCCGAACCAUGACGCCUAGCGCGGAGGGGUGGGCGGACGAGCGGAACGGUCGGGUCCACUGCAAGCGCAGGGGAGGGAAAGAGGAGCCGGUCGCGACCACUUGCCCGCGGGCGGCAGGGGGAGACGCGCAGCCGCCGGCCCCGACCACUGCGUCGGCCCGCGGGGGUGAUGCGCGGGGCUCCUCUUUGGAGCGAGCUGGGGUCGGUUGAGUCCGGCAUGGCCCGGAGCGGUUUGACACUACUGUUGCUGCCUCUGAUACUCCUGCUGCUGGCAACUCCUGCCCAGGUUUCCCCCGACUACCAAUACUUCGGCGAGCAGGGAGAAGGGGACACCUGGGAGCAGCUGCGGCUGCAGCAUCUGGAGAAAGACUUGGAAGACUCUGCCCUUGGCCCGUGGGGAAAGUGGCGCUGUUUCUGCGACCUGGGCAAGCAGGAGCGCAGCCGCGAGGCUGUGGGCACAGCGCCGGGCCCGGUGUUCAUGGACCGCGAGAAUCUGGUUCAGGUGCGGCCCUGCCGGCAACGAGAUUGUUCAUCCUGCGAGCCGAACGACUGCGACUGGAGGCCCUGAGCCCGGCCUCGGCGAGCGGAGCUCCAGUGACACCCGGGCGGAGCUUGGAAAGCGACCCCUCCUAUCCAGUUCCCCAACCAUAGAGCUCGGCUGUCAGACUCGGGAACUACAAUUCCCAGGAAGCUGCACGGCAGCGACGUCGGCGU